Capsella rubella is the source of this 3320-nucleotide messenger RNA. RefSeq names its product pentatricopeptide repeat-containing protein At4g19440, chloroplastic. Bases 85 to 2601 code for a protein of 838 amino acids. The record is from RefSeq and is a predicted model, not a curated record. Gene Ontology annotation, molecular function: protein binding. The transcript has 5 exons. Lineage: Eukaryota; Viridiplantae; Streptophyta; Magnoliopsida; Brassicales; Brassicaceae.
AGCAAUUUCUCCGUCUUGUUCACGAGUCUCUCUCUCCGAUGGCGUGGCUCAACACCAUCUUCAAUUCCUGUUCGACAUUGAUCAAUGUCGGCUCUUUUGUAUUUCCCUGAAAUCUCUUCACGAAUGACUUCUUCACAUCUCCUCUCUUCUUCACCCAUGGAUUUGAGGAGACUCUCUCGCGCCAGCUACUUAUUCACGCGCCGCCUUAAAUCCGGCCGGAGAAGCUUACAUACAACUCGAUACCUGCAACAGUACGUUCAUCCGCCGGAUAAGUCGGAAGAAGCUUCCUCUGAUCGGCAUUUGCACGACCGGUUGUCUUCAGUUUUGUCAAAGAGAUCUCUAGAUUACGAGCUGUGUAAACAACUCAUAACUGUUCUAUCGCCUCUCGAAUUCGAUAGGUUGUUUCCCGAGUUUCGAUCCAAAGUUAAUCCCAAGACGGCUUUGAAUUUUUUCCGAUUAGCUUCCGAUUCAUUUAGUUUCUCCUUCAGUCUCCGUUCUUAUUGUUUAUUGAUAGGUUUAUUGCUUGAUGCCAAUCUGUUAUCGCCUGCUAGGGUCACUUUGAUUCGUUUGAUUAAUGGGAAUGUACCGGUUUUGCCUUGUGGUGAUGGUGGUUUGAGAGAUAGUCGAGUUGCCAUCGCGGAUGCAAUGGCCAGAUUGAGUUUGUGUUUUGACGAAGAAAUCAGAAGGAAGAUGUCAGACUUGUUGAUUGAAGUUUAUUGCACUCAGUUCAAGCGUGAUGGUUGUUAUCUAGCUCUCGAUGUAUUUCCUUUUCUUGCAAACAAGGGUAUGUUUCCUUCUAAGACGACCUGCAACAUUUUGCUGACUUCUUUAGUAAGAGCUAAUGAGUUUCAAAAGUGUUGUGAAGCUUUUGAAGUUGUUUGCAAAGGGGUUUUCCCGGAUGUUUACUUGUUCACUACAGCGAUUAAUGCGUUUUGCAAGGGAGGGAAAGUCGAGGAGGCCCUUGUGUUGUUCUCGAAAAUGGAAGAAGCUGGUGUCGCACCAAAUGUUGUUACUUACAAUACUGUCAUUGAUGGGUUGGGGAUGAGUGGACGGUAUGAUGAGGCAUUGAUGUUUAAAGAAAAGAUGGUAGAAAGAGGUGUGGAGCCAACUCUUAUCACUUAUAGUAUUCUUGUCAAGGGUUUGACCAAGGCAAAGAGGAUUGGUGAUGCUUAUUGUGUCUUGAAGGAAAUGACAGAGAAAGGGUUUCCUCCUAAUGUUAUUGUAUAUAAUAAUUUAAUUGAUAGUUUAAUCGAGGCUGGAAAUUUGAACAAAGCUAUUGAGAUAAAGGAUCUCAUGGUUUCGAAAGGUUUGUCUCUCACAUCAUCGACAUAUAAUACUCUCAUAAAGGGAUACUGCAAGAGCGGUCAAGUAGAUAAUGCUGAGCGCCUUUUGAAGGAAAUGAUGUCGAUAGGUGUCACUGUAAAUCAGGGAUCUUUUACAUCUGUGAUUUGCUUGUUGUGCAGUCAUCAUAUGUUUGACUCAGCACUUCGAUUUGUUGGAGAGAUGCUACCGCGUAACAUGAGUCCUGGUGGUGGAUUACUUACGACAUUGAUUUCUGGUCUCUGUAAGCAUGGAAAACACUUAGAGGCAGUAGCACUUUGGUUAAAAUUUCUAAAUAAAGGUUUUUUCGUAGACAUGAAGACUUCAAAUGCUUUGCUUCAUGGCCUCUGUGAAGCAGAGAAGCUGGAAGAAGCUUUUAGGAUUCAAAUGGAGAUAUUAGGGCGUGGAUUUGUUAUGGAUAGAGUGUCCUAUAACACUUUGAUUUCUGGAUGUUGCAAAAAGAGUAAAUUGGAUGAAGCUUUUAUGCUCAUGGAUGAAAUGGUUAAGAGAGGACUUGAGCCUGACAAUUAUACUUAUUGCAUAUUGUUUCGCGGGCUAUUUAAUAUGAAUAAAGUUGAGGAAGCCAUACAGUUUUGGGGUGAUUGUAAGCGGAAUGGCAUGCUUCCAGAUGUGUAUACAUAUUCAGUGAUGAUAGAUGGAUGUUGUAAAGCUGAAAGGACCGAAGAGGGUCAGAAACUGUUUGAUGAGAUGAUGAGCAAUAAGGUGCAGCCAAAUACUGUUGUUUACAAUCAUCUAAUCGGAGCAUACUGUAGAACUGGAAGGCUAUCAAUUGCCUUGGAACUCCGUGAAGAUAUGCGACACAAAGGAAUUUCACCUAAUUCUGCUACAUAUACCUCACUUAUAAAGGGGAUGUCUAUCAUUAGCCGUGUUGAGGAGGCAAAACUACUCCUCGAGGAGAUGAGGGUGGAGGGUUUGGAACCAAAUGUCUUUCAUUAUACAGCACUUAUUGAUGGAUAUGGUAAAUUGGGUCAGAUGGUCAAAGUUGAAUGUAUUUUGCGUGAGAUGCAUUCGAAGAACAUACACCCAAACAAGAUUACCUAUACUGUGAUGAUUGGUGGGUAUGCUAGAGAUAGGAAUGUAACGGAAGCUUCUAGGCUUCUAAGUGAGAUGAGAGAAAAAGGAAUUGUUCCAGAUAGUAUCACAUACAAAGAAUUUAUAUAUGGAUAUCUUAAGCAGGGAGGUGUAUUGCAAGCUUUUAAAGGCUCAGAUGAAGAAAAUUAUGCAGCAAUCAUUGAAGGAUGGAACAAACUUAUACAGUAGUUGGUGAAUAAAUAGAAGAAAAGUUGAAAAAUUGAGAUCCAGUAGCGUUCUCAGUUUGAUGGUCUUAUUAACGCCUGGCUCGGCAUCUUCUUCUUAAAGGAACAUGUCAGGAUGGAGUUACUUGGUAAAUGCAUAUGGUCCAUUGCAUCUUACAAGUAUGUUUAUGAUUGACUGCCACAGAAUCUAAGCCAUUUGAUAGAUUCUGGAUUAGAGCAAGCACUUCAGACAACGGUGCUGAAAAGAUUACACAGGUUCAAUGGAAAGAUACACACAUCAUGGACAGUCAAUUAAAAAGUUUACACAGGGAGCUAUGAGAUUGGAUCAAUAGGAGGCUCCUCUGUUUACAACAGAAACCUUAAAGCCAGUUCUCAUCGAAUGUAGUUUAGAGCUAAUCCUUGCCUGACGACACGUCGCUGGGGAAAAUUUCCUCAGACGUGCAGAAUUUUUGCCCACGGAGAUUUUGAUGGGUUGAUAUGAAAGGUAACUUUUAGUAACGGUAUCAACUAAUCUAACACCCAUUCACCGUAUAGUAAAGACUUCCGGUGGAGUUAGCACUGUUUAUUUCUCUUGUAUGCAAUUCUUUACUUUUGUUAGUUUUACAAAGGGGGGAAAUAUUGUUUUAGAUGUACAUAAAAUAGAAGAAAGAAAUCAAGAAUUAAAUUGGAUUGCUUCCACUGUUGAUGCUUUGUGUUUUUUAGUUUAUACUAUUGAAGAUUGUA